Betta splendens (Siamese fighting fish) is the source of this 2810-nucleotide messenger RNA. RefSeq names its product homeobox B2a (gene hoxb2a). Gene Ontology annotation, biological process: regulation of DNA-templated transcription. Gene Ontology annotation, molecular function: DNA-binding transcription factor activity, RNA polymerase II-specific; DNA binding. The record is from RefSeq and is a predicted model, not a curated record. The coding region runs from base 853 to 2163 and encodes 436 amino acids. The transcript is spliced from 2 exons. NCBI's taxonomy places the organism in Eukaryota, Metazoa, Chordata, Actinopteri, Anabantiformes, Osphronemidae.
CGCCCUCCCUGUGUCUGUCUUCUCAUCUCCCCAGUUAAAUCUAAGUUACUGUCUCUUAAUUUUUCCACGUCUGAGUAACUUCAUCAUCCUCUUCCUAUGAGCUGCGGCACCAUCUAAUAGACUCUCUAGGUUUUUAUACCUAACUUUGGGAUUUCCAACCUCUGUCACACUUUAUAAGAUUAAUGAGCUGAGUGCUGUAAACGGUGUUUUUUUUUCAAAGAGCCAUAUUGUAAACGGCGCUGGCCCAGCUCCGAUCACUUGAUGUUAACCGUCAUUACAUCACCCAGAGGAUCGAGGGACGCUCCAUUGUUUGCGCGUAAAACCGGAGCCAGUUGUGGCGAUCUGCCGCCCACACUGCGCACAUGGCGAUCGGGCGCCCUCACGUUUUUCCUCCCCAAAACUGACCCCCCGUUUGGCGCAGACAAUAGCUUGCUGUGAUAUAGCUUCUCUUCGCCACAGCAUUUGGUGGAAAAAUAAUAAUGCUGCUUCCCACAGCCAUCAUAGCCGCCAGGCCUGGGCUUCCUAUUGGCUGCGCUGGGUCACAUGAUCAGGAAUUGGCUGCAAUUUUGUCCCAUAGUUCUUCAGUUUAGCCUCCCCGGGUCCCCAUACGCAAGUAAUAUCACCAAUAUACACAAUUAUUAUAUAGCCACCGCAUUUACGCCAUUGUAGCCCGGAGCCUACAUGCUCGCGCGUUUUUUCAUUUCGUUUUAUUUUUUUACGAAUCCAUAUUGUGCUGCGUGUGCGCGCGAGCCGGCGUGCAUGUGUGCAUGUUUAUUUUUUUAUUUUUUAUUUUGGGGAAGGGAUUGUUCGGGGGGACUCGCCGUGUGAGGGAGAGCCCGGUUAGAGGGAGCUAUGAAUUUUGAAUUUGAGAGGGAGAUCGGUUUUAUAAACAGUCAGCCGUCCCUAGCAGAGUGCCUGACGUCCUUCCCCGCCGUCCUGGAGUCAUUUCAAACUUCAUCAAUCAAGGAACCGACAGUAAUUCCGCCUCCUUUCGAGCACACCAUUCCCAGCCUCAGCCCCUGCACAGCUAGCCAGCCGAGACCGGCUGCUAGGAGCCUGCAGAACCGGAGAACCACUAAUGGCCUCCAGACGCUUCACCGAGGCGCCCAGCAGCCCUGCCCACCCGGCCAGGCCCCUGCCCCGGCGGCUGCUGCCGCGGCCGGUCCGCUGGCCCACGAGUUCCCCUGGAUGAAGGAGAAGAAGUCAUCUAAGAAGUGCCUGAAGCCCGGGGGCAGCUCUAGCAGCGGCGGAUCCAUCAUUCCCCCCACCUCAUCAUCCCCAUCACCGACCGCCUCCGGGUACGCUUCGGCGGGCAUCGAGUCACCCACAGCAGCGGACCAGAGCCAGGCGGGCCUCGACGGUGGAGCAGCCGGGUCCCGACGGCUGCGCACCGCCUACACCAACACGCAGCUGCUGGAGCUGGAGAAAGAGUUCCAUUUUAACAAAUACCUAUGUCGACCCAGGAGGGUGGAGAUCGCGGCCCUCUUAGACCUGACGGAGCGGCAGGUCAAAGUCUGGUUCCAGAACCGACGCAUGAAACACAAGCGCCAGACCACGCAUCACCGGGACGGCGGAGGCCACGAAUCCGGCGACCCCAGCGGCUUCGAGCCGCUCGAAGGCACCGAUGCUUCAUCUCCAUAUUCGAGCCAGCCGCUGGAAGCAUCUGGCACCGGGGAGGCUGCAUCGGAGGGCGAAACGGAGAGCGGCAAUCUGUCUUCGAGCGCAGCUCCCCCCGCCUACGCUAAUGACAGCGGGGACAAUGCGCAGCCCACGCAGGAGGAGGGAGGCCAUUUGAGGGUUGCCGAAUGCCCACCGCUGCUCGGGGCAUCUGGCUCCACCGACGCGGCCGCGGCUCACCGCUCCCCGCCGGCGUUCAGCGCCACGAACUCCUCUGACGAUCCGACCGUGAGGCAGAUGAGCGAGGCAGGGGCUGCGGCGGCGUCGGCGUCGGCCCCCGACAGCUCGUUCUCCGAGCACCGGGACGCCUCCGCCUCGUCCGCCGCCUCCUCCGCGCUCCCGGACCUGAAUUUCUUUGCUGGGGACGCGUGCCUGUCACCGAGCCUGCAGAGCUCUCUGGACAGCCCGGUGGAUUUUUCCGAGGAGGAUUUCGACCUUUUCACAAGCACAUUGUGCACCAUAGAUCUGCAGCACCUAAACUUCUGAGGCGAGGUGUGAAAUAUGACGAUGCAUAAUAAUAAAAAAAAAACAAUAAAAUAAAGGACAAGCGUGUGUGGGUUAACAAUCGAGCGGCAGUCAGCGAGAACUCAAAAUAAAAACUGCUUCUCGGCAACAUUCCUGAAACAUUUCCGAAUGAAAAUCAUGAUGAUUUGGAAAAUAUAUAUUUUUGUCUUGCUGGUUUUAUUUUGCAGCUAUUAUGUAGUUUAAAAAAGACGCGUUUAAUUUAAUUAAAUUAAUUUUUUUAUCUCACACUUGGAGAUUUUUUAACGCUCGUCACGUUAACGGAUUUCGGUUCCUGACCAGUCUGUCUGGUAUUUGUUCGUUGUUGUGGAUCAUUCUCGGUACCAUUAUUAACCUUUUUUUAGAAUGUGUGGAUUUCUUUGCGCUCGUCCAUUUUGGUGCAGCUUCAUGGAUCUUUUAUAACCUCUCAGGAACUGUUCACUUGGUCCGGGUGCAGAAAGCUGGACUGCGUUAGAGUGAACCACGCAUGAGGAGCGGGGAGCCCUGCUGACGACCACAUUUUUGGACUCUAGUUUAUUUAUUGAGAUUCUUUAAUAGUGAAAAUUAAAUUUAUUUAUUGUACAUAUAUUUUCAUAGUGGAAUAAUAAUAAUAAUAAAAAAACAAACGUUUA